This is a messenger RNA of Hydractinia symbiolongicarpus, 2829 nucleotides long. Its product is annotated as transcription factor Sox-9-like. Gene Ontology annotation, biological process: regulation of DNA-templated transcription; anatomical structure morphogenesis; cell differentiation. Gene Ontology annotation, molecular function: DNA-binding transcription factor activity, RNA polymerase II-specific; RNA polymerase II cis-regulatory region sequence-specific DNA binding. NCBI's taxonomy places the organism in Eukaryota, Metazoa, Cnidaria, Hydrozoa, Anthoathecata, Hydractiniidae. The record is from RefSeq and is a predicted model, not a curated record. Bases 253 to 1638 code for a protein of 461 amino acids. The transcript has 4 exons.
GGCAACAGAGAAAUCAAACUUAGUAACAGCAUGUCGUGUCGUGUCUCCAAAAACUUUCUGUUCAGCCAUGUUAUUGCUUGGGUUUCUUAACGAAGUUGCUGACGGCUUUGUCCGUUAAAUUGACUGAGAUGAAAAAGAAGAGAUAAACUUUGGAGAGCUGUUAAAGCUUGAUACUUCUUGAAUAGCACGCGGUGUAUUAAAGACAUUUAUGCAAAAUAUAAGCUUACACAACACGAAUAAGAGGCUGAAAAGAUGGAUGCAUUGCCAGACUUGAAGGAGUAUAUACCAAAUCACAGAUACAUGUGUCCAACCAAUGCUGUCGAUACGAACAACAGAAACAUUAGCAACAGCAAUAACAAGAGUGCAACUACUAACAGUAACAAUGACAUUAUGACUUAUCUAUCGUCAGAUUAUAAUACAUUAAAACAACUUCUACAGUCGUCACAAUCACAACAACUUUUAACAAAAAAUGCGCUCUCGCCGAAUGGCACUUUCAAAUACGUCGAUCGAGAAUCAGUGAAGGGAACCGCUAAGAAGUACAACUCGUAUUCAAAAUCAAGUGCUAAUACUCGUGAUAGAAUUCGACGUCCACUGAAUUGUUUCAUGGUUUUUUCGCAUUUGGAAAGGAAAAGAGUAGCUGAGGAACACCCUGAACUUCAUAAUGCUGACCUUAGCAAAAUAUUAGGCAAACGUUGGAAAAACCUUACGGCAGUUGAGCGACAACCAUACAUUGACGAGGCUGAACGUAUCCGUCUGUUGCAUACAGAAAUAUACCCAGAUUACAAAUACCAACCCAAAAGGAAAAUUCAAAACACAGGUAAGCGAAUGCAAAAGAAAAUGGAAGGCGAAACUGCUAAGUCAGAAACCAAACAAGAAAAUGAUGUUGGCCAGGAAACCAAGAGCAAAUUUCCGCAUGACGUCAAGACAUCCGACAAAUCAAAAAGUGACGCGUCCUCUUCACAAUGUCAAAUUUCGUCUAAGAGCUUUGAAGGAGAGAAGAAAAGUUCUCAUGUCCCAGUAAAAGAAGAUUUCUUGCCUUCUUGUAAAGGUAUGGAAAACCCGAUUAACCAAACUCAAUCAGAUGAUAAUCAAAUUUUUCCAAAUACCUUUACCAGAUAUCCACCUAACUCAUCGUGUGCUCAAUUAACACCUGAUCUUAGUCCGGUAUCCUGCUACAAAGAACCCAUAUUCAAUGCAACACCAACUACAAGAAUGUGUGGGGCUCAAAGUUUGCCACCCACGCCGGAGAUUAGCCCGAAAGCAAUGAAUCGUGACGACUCUGUAUUUUGUUUUGACCCCAGAAACGUUAACAGCGACUAUCCGACACCACACUCCUUAAAACCUGUCAAUUAUCCCCAAGCAAAUUUACUUUGCAGCGUAAAUGGGAACAAAGACGAUAUUAUGUCUAAUCAAAACUACUACACCCAAGCUGAUGCUAUAUCCCAAAUGCAAUGCAACAACAAUUAUUACCAUGGCAACACACUACAGCAAGCUUAUUUUCAACCACAGCAAAUGUUUAAUAAUAGAAAUUUUCAGAUAAAUCCUAACCAAAUGGAUAGUAUGGAUCAAAUCUACAUGAACAAUAAUAUGGGUUAUAACAACAUGAAUUUUAACUGUAAUUUUGGAACGCUGAGUUGAUCUCAGAACAGUGGCAGCUAUAUAUAUUUUUAUAUAGCUAUAAAGAAAAAAAAGAAAACAUUUAUUGAAAAAUGAAAAAUGGGUUAAAAAGUUUAAAACCUUGACGAAAUAUUUCGAAAUAUAAUUUAUUUUUACAUAUUUGUUAGACGUAAAAAUGACAUGUCGAAUCACAUUAUACGUUGCUUCUAAAGUAGCAAUGUUUUGACAACCUCGUUUUCACGAGAGCUGUAAUGGGCGGAUUUCCACUUAUACAUUUUUAACGAAAAGAGUGCUUGAAAAUAAAAUCGAGCGAGAGAAAAAGUUAACUUGUUGAUUUCAAAAAGCGCGCGAGGGCGUGCUAAUACAUUGUAAAAAACAAAGUAGUAAUUUGAUUGGACAACUUUUUAGAGUUGGCGCGAAUUGAAAUAUAAGUUGAACAAAUGUAAUUACAUUUUUUUUUUUGUUAAGUAAUAAAUUUUUUCACAGAAAGUAACGUCAAAAGCAUUCGCAUUUCAUUGAACGCUGAAAAAGUAAGUGGAAAUCACUUUAUGUGUAUAUACUCCAAGAAUUUUUCUCUUAGUUUAUAUAUGCCAAACUUUUCGUUGUAUUAAACUUUUAAAUUAACCAGAAAAUUGGUUAAUUCCUAAAAUUUCCCCUGUUAGUAUACGGUCUGCCACGUAGGAAGCAAGGACUAAUUUUGCCUUUAUAGUAUCCGGUUAAAAGCACUCAUUCCAAUUUAUUAUUCAAAUCUUUAGUUACUUAUUUGUCUAAGACGUUACGUAUUUAAGAAAAGAAAAAAGGUCCAAGAAAUAACUGAUGACGUCAGCAUUUAAUAAAUAAUUAAAUAAAAAAACGGAAACGUGAUUUAUUUAUUUAUAUGUGGAGGAUGGUUGUGUGGGAGGGCUUUUUUUCGUUUUUUUUCUUUCUCUUCGUGCAAGAAUUAUAUUUUUUGGCACAUGUUUAAAACAAGAAUUUUAGAAUACUACUUCUUUUUCCCUUUAUAUACGAGACAACGAGAAAAACUUUUGAAAAUGUAAUUUUUUAAGAUAAAAGAUUUUUUAAAACGUUUUAGUGUUUCGACAUGCAAGUAAUGGAUAAAUUAUUAUAAAUAAUUAUUUUUUAUAUUUUAAAAUUAUAUUUUAAGCACUUCGUUGAAGAAGUUCGAAGUUUCCUUAGUUUUUCGAUCUUAUCAGUUACAAAGAAAAAAUAAUU